UGCCACUUCGCCGGCCAAACAGCAUGGUACCCCAGCAAUGGGGAGCUCAAAGGCCGAGAGCGUCCAGCUUUAGCUCCUUAAUUGUACUUCGGUAACCAUAGUAGCAGUCCUGAUAUUUCUGUGAGUUUUUCGUGAUUUUUUUACCAGUUUCCGUCGCACAUCGUUAGGCACUUCAAUCUCUCUGUUCCCACAUCAUUAUGUCACCUGCGCAUAUCAUCGAAGGUCUGGACGUCGAUGGGAUAUCCAGCCAGGAUGUUGUCGUUGUUGGAGCAGGACCUGCUGGGUUGAUGCUGGCAGCCAACUUGGUUCGCUUUGGCAUCAAGACGACAGUCCUCGACGAUAGAGCAGAUAAGACAUCUACAGGACGAGCGGAUGGGCUGCAACCAAAGUCGAUCGAGACCUUGAAACAAAUGCGCCUUGCGGACUCGCUUCUGCAGCGAGGAGUCCGCAUCCACGACAUCUGCUUCUGGAGUUCUAAUAAAGACAAGCACCUUCAAAGGACGGAAAGGACUGAGCACUUCCCACCCAUGGUAGAUCUUCUGGACCCCUAUAUUCUUCUGGUACAUCAAGGCAUGGUCGAAGACGUAUUUCUUCAAGACAUGCAAACUAGAGGUGUGGAAGUCACUCGAAGCUCCCCAUUUGUAAAGUACAGAAACCAUGGAUCUGGCAUUGCUCUAGAUGUCUUCAGCCGCUCGAGCAUGACUGGAAAGGAAAGGCUGUGGCAGACAAAGUAUCUUGUCGGCUGCGACGGCGCCCAUUCACAAGUUCGCAAGUCAAUUCCCGAGAUCAAGGCGGAGGGCUCCUCGUCUGAAGCUAUUUGGGGUGUGCUAGAUGGUGUCAUCGAAACCGACUUUCCCGACCUAUGGAGCAAAGUUGUUGUCUACUCAGAAGAGGCUGGCAAUGUUCUCUGUAUACCUCGAGAGCGAAACAUGACCAGACUGUACAUCGAGCUGCGUCCCGAGUCUGAUGCGCCGAUGGACAAAGCAAGAGCAAAUCAGGAAUUCGUGAUGGAAAGAGCCAGACAGAUCAUGGCGCCCUAUAGCCUGUCGUGGAAGAGCGUGGAAUGGUUCGGCAUCUACCAGAUUGGCCAACGGGUGGCAAAUCGCUUCACAGACGAGGCUAGACGUGUAUUCAUUGCAGGAGACGCAAGUCACACUCACUCGCCCAAAGCAGCACAAGGCAUGAACACAUCUAUGCAUGAUUCGUUCAACCUCGCCUGGAAGCUCAAUCUUGCUGUUCGUGGACUCGCUAAGCCAUGUCUAAUGGAAACGUACGAACAUGAACGCCGCAAGAUUGCUCAAGAUCUGAUCAACUUCGAUUAUGAGCACGCCAAUGCGUUCCAUGAUGGAGACGCAAAGGCUCUGGCACGCAACUUCUUGACCAAUGUUCGCUUCAUCUCUGGAGUUGGUGCCGAGUACGGCUCGAACGCAUUGAAUUGGACUUCCGAGCCCUCUAGAGGUGCAAAGCCUGGAUGUCUGCUGCCUCCUGCCAGGCUCACUCGUUAUCUCGAUGCGAACCCCGUAGAUGCCCAGCUCGACAUUCCCAUCCUAGGACAGUUCCGAACUUACUUUAUUUGCAAGGAUGUCCACCGAUCAAAAGGUUUCAUGGAGUCUGUUUGCGCGCAUCUCUCAUCUCAAAGGUCUGUCCUUGGUCGAGCCACGACAGCACUGGAAGCAUCUUACAAGGAUCAAGCACCGGCAGCAACUGAGUCGGACUCCUAUAUUCAACCGCAGCGCUAUGUUACAGCCAGUCGUGUGUCUACUUUCUGCCUUGUCACUUCUACAUCGAAGGCAAAUUUCGAGAUUGCUGAUCUGCCUCCCGUGCUCCAAGCGAGUAAGUGGACCAUCUACCUGGACGACGUGCCUUCUCAAGAUACUCGCGGUCAGCACUGCAUCGACAAGUGGGUUGGACAAGUUGCUGAUGACGAAGUCGCUUUGCUGAUUGUGCGACCCGAUGGCUACGUUGGUGCUGCAAAGUUGUGGUCAAGCAGCGAACAAAGUGCUGCGGCGACCUCAACGUGGUCGGAUGAUUAUUUUGGAAGCUUUCUUAUUUGCUAGAUAAUUUCACCUUG
Messenger RNA from Aureobasidium pullulans EXF-150, 2071 nucleotides. Its product is annotated as FAD binding domain protein. Gene Ontology annotation, molecular function: FAD binding. The transcript is spliced from 2 exons. Lineage: Eukaryota; Fungi; Ascomycota; Dothideomycetes; Dothideales; Saccotheciaceae. The coding region runs from base 198 to 2057 and encodes 619 amino acids. The record is from RefSeq and is a predicted model, not a curated record.